AUGCUUCUCUCACUAUUUGCUGUGUUUUUAAGUGUGUUAAUUUUUUUCAAAUUCGUAAGUCCUUGCACUUACUGGAAGGAAAAAGGGGUUAAACAUGCCCAAGCUUGGCCGUUCAUUGGCAGCAUGGGCCGGGUUUUUUUCAAAAAACAACCGUACGUCGAAUUUCUAACCGAAUUAUACAACAAAUUUCCAAUCGAAAGAUAUGUAGGUUUCAUGAAAUUCACUCAAAACCACAUCUUGAUCCGUGACAUUGAACUAAUCGGAAAAAUCACAGGGAAAGAGUUUAAUUUUUUUACAGACCGAACAGUUUCGUCUCGACUCAGAAAAGAUAAAAUUUUGUCCCAAAGUUUAAUUUCGCUCACUGGUGAUCAUUGGAGAGACAUGAGGGCCACCCUAAGCCCAGUUUUCACCAGCAAUAGGACCAGAAACUUGUACACUUUUAUUGAGACGUGUGCUCGAAAUUACGUCAAUCACUACAAAGCCGAGGUUGAAAUUGAAGUCAAAGAAGUGUUUGCAAAAUUUGCCAACGACGUCAUUGCUUCAGUCGCUUUCAGCACCGAACUGAACUCACUCAAAGAACCGAACGAUUUUUACACAAACGCCUCACAACUCAAGCCAGACUUCUUCAAACAAUUUAUCACCACAAGUGAUAAAAAUCGCCAAGACUUGAUCAGUUUAUUAAAGGAUGAGAACUUAAAAUUCGAGACGUACAAAAGGGCAAAGGGCGAAGGCUUCGCCAUUGGGGAGGAACCACAAAUCGAUCCCUUGGCCAGAAAAAUCCAACUCACAGAUGAGCAAAUUCUGGCCCAAGCCUUACUUUUUUUCCUGACUGGUUUCGAGACAAUUUCAACGUCGGCCAGCUUCCUGGCUUACGAACUUGCAGUCAAUUUGGACGUCCAGAAAAAACUACAACGCGAGAUCGACAAAGUGGUGCAAAUAACUGGCGAUAAAAUCCCUUACGAUGCUUUACUUUCAAUGAAAUAUCUGGACCAAGUCAUUUCAGAAAGUUUACGCAAGUGGCCGCCAAAAUUCGAAACUGACCGGGUUUGCACCCGCGAUUACCACAUCAAGGCCCAGAAGGGCCAAAAAUCCCUCUUGAUACGAAAAGGGAUGUAUGUAGUUAUCCCAAUAAUGGCAAUACAUCGGGACCCUGAUUACUACCCUAACCCUAGUCGCUUCGAUCCUGAGCGUUUUAGUGACGAAAAUAGGGACAAGGUGGUUCCAGGGACGUAUCUACCGUUUGGAGCGGGGCCAAGGAAUUGUCUUGGUGCGAGAUUAGCACUGUUGGAAAUGAAAACAGUGUUCGGUUAUUUGCUGGCAAAGUUUGACAUUGUUCAGGCUAAGAAAACUCAAAUGCCGAUUAAACUUAGCGCCAAGUGUUUGGAUAUGGAGCCGGAGGAAGGGUUCUGGCUCGGGUUCAGGCCCAGAAACUAAUUGAAAUCAAGCAAAAUUAUUGUGCCUAACUCGCAAUUUUCCGAAAUAAAUUCGUUUUAAAUGGA
Molecule: messenger RNA, 1499 nt
Organism: Tribolium castaneum (red flour beetle)
Lineage: Eukaryota; Metazoa; Arthropoda; Insecta; Coleoptera; Tenebrionidae
Gene: Cyp9af1
Product: cytochrome P450 CYP9AF1
Molecular function (GO): iron ion binding; monooxygenase activity; heme binding
Source: RefSeq, marked provisional